AUGCCACCCCGCGGUCCAGCCCAGGACCCCGAAAACGAGCGGACACACCCGACCGCUUGCUCGUCUCCCAGUUCCCGCACCGCAUCGGGGCAGCGGACCUUCAAGCCGCCCCCGCCCCCGGCCAGGCCACCCCCGCCCUCGCCGGCCAGCCUCCCUUGCCCGGUCCGCCCCGCCCGGCAGUUCGCCCCGCCCUGUCAGCUUCGCGACAACGGCUGGGGUUGUCGCGCCGCCGCCGGCCAGGCCAAGCCGUCGCCGCCCCCGCCGGCCAGCUUCCCUCCUCAGCUCCUCCUCGCCCCUCAGUCCGCCCCGGCCCUCAACCCCGUCCCUCAAAGUUCGACGCCGACGCUCACGAUGGAUGGAUGGAUCGAUGCUUAUUUUUUGUUGAUUCUUGCUGAUGUCAAUGCUAAUGUGAUAACGGUGAAUGAGGAGGUUCGAGCAAAUAACCGCAACGGUGGUUAUUUGUUGGACAUAGGACAAGCUAAUUUGCAUGAAAAGUUCAACGAACGCUCUGGAAGAAACUAUUCGACCCGGCAAAUGAAAAAUAGGUGGGGUGUAUGUAGAAGCGAGUACAACACAUGGAAGACACUGAUCCAGCAAGCAUCUGGCUUAGGAAGAGAUGAGCAUACACACACUAUUGCAGCUACAAAUGAGUGGUGGGCAUUGGAGAUAAAGGCACAUCCAGAAGCUGCCAAGUUUCGCUAUGCUCCACUAGCGGAGGAGGAGAAAAUGUCAGAGGUUUUCAAUACUACUUGUGUCACAAAUGAGCAUGCGAGGGUGCCAACUCCCUCGUAUCAAGGUGAUCCCUCUCGAAUCAGUUUGGAGGAUGAUUCAGGGUGUGAUAGUCAUGAAGGCCAAGUUACCCCUGUUCAAAAUCGAGCCAAGGGUGGGAAGAAGAGGGCGUGUCCUUAUUCGCCAAGUCCAAAGAUGAAUGACAAGUGGGCAAGUGAGAAUGCUAAAACCAGGAAGUGA
Molecule: messenger RNA, 969 nt
Organism: Aegilops tauschii subsp. strangulata
Lineage: Eukaryota; Viridiplantae; Streptophyta; Magnoliopsida; Poales; Poaceae
Source: RefSeq, a predicted model, not a curated record